This is a messenger RNA of Gadus chalcogrammus (walleye pollock), 743 nucleotides long. RefSeq names its product secreted phosphoprotein 2 (gene spp2). Gene Ontology annotation, biological process: bone remodeling. The record is from RefSeq and is a predicted model, not a curated record. NCBI's taxonomy places the organism in Eukaryota, Metazoa, Chordata, Actinopteri, Gadiformes, Gadidae. The transcript has 6 exons. The coding region runs from base 60 to 524 and encodes 154 amino acids. Gene Ontology annotation, cellular component: extracellular region.
GCGGCCCCGCACAGAGGAGGUAUUAAACCCUGUUAGCGCAGUCUGCUGUUGUAACCAAGAUGAAUUUGUACAUCGUGCUCCUAGUUUUGCUGCAGUCCCUGGGAUGCUUCUGUGUCCCAGGACUUAACGUGGCGCCCAUGGCGGAGAAGGCUCUGGAAGCCUCAAUGGUGGAGUUCAACACACGGCACGCGGUCGCUCACCUUCACCGGGCGACCAAGGCCUCUGUUAAGAGGGUCAUCCCCGUCGGUCUCGAGACCUACGACCUGCUGAUGAAGUUUGAAACCAAGCAGACGCAGUGUCCCAAGAACUCGGGGGAGGACGCCAAGACCUGCGCCCUCGCGCUCAGCCUGUUCACGCCGAAGUCUGAGUGCUCCAGCCGCGUGCGCGUCACCGGCACCCGCACCCAGGUGGUCACGAUGAACUGCGCUCGGGACCAGAGCAGCAGCUCCAGCUCCGAAUCCAGCGAGGAGGUGUUCUCUAGGGGGCGCCAACAGUACGUCAUCCCAGGGUUGAGCCAAGUUUGACGGGACCCACCUACCCUGCCUCUCCUUCAGCAACCCAAGCACCUGGUCUUACUACUACUCGGCCCAGCCACCAGGGAGAGGUCCAUCCUAGAGGAGACGGCUUCAACAACAACCAGUAUCUAGAAUAGGAAUCAAACUAUCUGGACCUGGGAUGAGCGGAGGAUUUCGGUUUGUGCGUCACCGUUAAACCGUUACCUCAUAAUAAAAAAAUUAAAAACA